This is a messenger RNA of Aphis gossypii (cotton aphid), 1467 nucleotides long. Its product is annotated as nucleolar complex protein 4 homolog B. The transcript is spliced from 9 exons. NCBI's taxonomy places the organism in Eukaryota, Metazoa, Arthropoda, Insecta, Hemiptera, Aphididae. The record is from RefSeq and is a predicted model, not a curated record. Gene Ontology annotation, cellular component: Noc4p-Nop14p complex; small-subunit processome; nucleolus. Bases 344 to 1465 code for a protein of 373 amino acids. Gene Ontology annotation, biological process: ribosome biogenesis.
CGCUCGUAAGCACACGUGAGAUUUUAAAUUUUUAUUGGUUAUAUCAUUUUGUAGAAAUGUACAUUUGUAAAUUGAUAAAAAAAAUAUUCAUAAUAAUAAAUAAUAAAUAGUAAUAUUUAAAAAAUUGAGAGUAUCGAUCCCCAACAAGUAAUAAUUACCAUAUUAUAAGUAAUUAACUAACAAAAAUCGACCAAAACAUUUUUAAGCAUGGCGUCAGUUACAGAAUUCAAAAAAUUAUUCGAAAAAUUUUUACGGGAAAAUAAAUGUCCAACUGGAGAAAUUGUGAAAAAGAAAUAUUAUUUUCCUGUUGAUCAGUUAAGAACUAUUUACAUUUUACACAUCUAUGCUUACAACUACUAAUAUACAAUGGUCACAAUUUCAAGAAAUUUUAACAAAUUAUGUUGAAAAUUUAGACUUUUGUUAUUACUCGUGGGAAUGUUUUUCAUCUAUUGUACAACAUUUAAACACAGAAAAAACAAAUGUAUAUAUGUUUACAAAUCUUUUAGGAUUUAUUAAAAUUCCUGCUGAAAAAAAAGAAGACGAUAAAUUAUUAUUUAAAAAUAACAAACGUCCUCAAUUUAAGUAUAAUUCUGAACAAUUAAAAACAUGGGUUACGGAAAUUUGGGAUGGUAUGAAACCUUUCAUGUCAUCAAAUAUCAAAAUUAGACGAGAGAUGUUAACAUUGUUGAUUGAAAAAAUGUUAAUGCACUUAAAUAAUCCGCUUGUAACUGCAGACUUUCUCAUGGACUCAUUAGACACUCCUGGUCCUAUUGCAAUAUUAGGCCUUCAAGGCAUUUUUAUUUUGGUCAAGGAUUAUAAUUUAGAAUGUCCAAAUAUUUAUGGAAAGCUUUACAAUUUUUUUACCACGGACAUGUUUAAUUAUCGAUAUAAAACAAGAUUGUUUUAUUUGGCUGAUAUAUUUCUUCGUUCAACUCAUUUACCGGAGUUGCUAGUCGCUGCAUUUGUCAAACGAAUGGCAAGACUUUCAUUGAUUGCACCACCAACUGACAUACAAAUUAUGGCAGCAUUUAUAGGAAAUUUACUAAUUAGACACCCACCAUUAAAAGUAUUGAUCCAAAGUGAUUCUGUUGUUGGAUCAGAUCCUUAUAUUUUUGAAGAAAAAGAUCCACUACAAUCAAAUGCAUUAAACAGCUCAUUACGGGAGCUUGUCUCUUUAAAACAACACAUUCUACCAAAAGUGGGAAAAUCUGUAAACUUCUUAUUUAAAAAAUUACCACAAGUUGAAUGGGAUAUGAGCGAAUUAUUAGACAACUCUUAUGAAAGUAUUAUUGACGAAGAAUACAAAACAGAUUUUCAAAAAGUGAGCUUAACAUAUGAAAAACCAGUUUCAUUUUCUGUACCAUUAUCCAAUCAUAUGGAUAAUUUAUGGACUUUAGAGUUUAGACGAUUAAAUUAUUUUGAUGCAUGUAUAUUAUUCAAUAUAAUAUGUUUUAAUUUUUCAUAAAA